Temnothorax curvispinosus is the source of this 2018-nucleotide messenger RNA. Its product is annotated as chymotrypsin inhibitor-like. The coding region runs from base 1595 to 1858 and encodes 87 amino acids. The transcript is spliced from 3 exons. The record is from RefSeq and is a predicted model, not a curated record. NCBI's taxonomy places the organism in Eukaryota, Metazoa, Arthropoda, Insecta, Hymenoptera, Formicidae.
UCCUUAAUAGAAACAUUUAAUACAUACACUCAGAGAAAUGGACAAUUCGUUCAAAAAUCCGAUGUUUUAAAUCGGAAUUAUGAAAAGCCGAUCAAGAUUAGAAUAAUGUCCGAUCAAUGAUAGCCGGAUAUCACUGAUAAUUGAUCGGCUUGUUAAUUAUUCCGAUUGAAAGUGUCGGAUUGUCCGUUUGUUAAUUUUCGAACGAUUAUUUAAACCUGGAUUUUUCUCCUAGUAUAAAAAACAAUAUAAUUUUAAUCAAAAUAUUUUUUGUUUGCAUCUACUAAUAUUUUGUCAUCUUUCAGACAGCAUACUAAUGCCGCGGCGAAAGAAUGUUUCGUUUUUUAAGAGUGAAAGAAUGUCUCGACGCGAUAAUGCUGUCGACUCAUUUUCUAUUAGUAUCUGCUUUAUUUUGAAAGUGUGUAUCGGAGAAGUUGUGCUGGAACGACUAAAACAAGUGGUAAUUAGACGGCGCCAUAUCUGGAGAGUACUCUGGAUGGAAAAGGACUUCCCAUUCGAGAUUAUACAGCGUUUGUUUGAUCUAAUGACUUAUGAGUCAUGAGCAACAGGACCUCGCGUUAUUAUGGAGCAAAAUGUCUUUGCAUCGUUUUAUACCAGCCAGUUUUCUUGAUGUGCCUCGUUCAAACGGUUUAAUUGAUGCACAUAACGUUUCGGUUAAAGAAAAACGACCGGCAUAAGCCUCAGAAUAACGCAAAGACAUUUUGCUCCAUGACAACGCAAGGCCCCAUGUUGCUUAAGAUCAAACAAACGCUGUAUAAUCUCGAAUGGAAAGUCCUUUUCCACCCAGAGUACUCUCGUAGAUAUCGCGCCGUCUGAUUUAGUCGAUGCAGCACAGCCUUUUCGAUACACACUUUAAAAAUAAAGCAUAUACUAAAAAAUGAGUCGACAGCAUUAUCGCGUAUAGGAACAUUCUUUUACUCUUAAAAGACGAGACAUUCUUUCGCCGCGGCAUCCGUACGCUACCUGAAAGAUGGCAAAAAGUAGUAGAUGCAAAUGGAAAAUAUUUUGACUAAAACAAUUGUAUCGUUUCUUUUGUAUUAAUAAAAGGAAUUUUUUUGAAAAAAACGGCGGAAACUUAGUUAUACUCCUAAUAAUAAUUCUGCCUCAGCAUAAGUAAAUUAUUAAUUAUUAAUUAUGUAUAAGAUUAUAACGAAAUCUAUAUGAUGGAAUUCUGAGUAAUGUCCUCGCGAACGAUAAUAAACAAAGUUUUUAUGUGUAUGUAUGCGUAAGCACAUGAACACGCUGAUGCAAUAAGUUAGAUGAUACAUAUCUAAUAAUUUUCAAAACGUAAAUUGCUCUUUCUCAGCGUGAAGAUCAGCUAAUAAAUUGAUCGAUAUCGGGAUCUGACAUGGGAGCGGAGCCUAUGUGUGUGUAUUUAAUAGUAAUGUGCAAUUUUAUUCGCAAUGUUUAUAACAAUGGAGAGUAUCUGUGAUUAACAUUCGUGAUAUUCUGUAGGCUUCGAAUGGUGUUGCUUUUUACCACCAGACGGCGUGAUUACAAAUGUCAGAUCCCAUAAAAGGGCAUGUCUCGCAUCAGGAACAUCAGUCCAUGAAAUAAAGUGCAAGGAUUAUUAACCAUGUCUCGCGCUAGUUUCGUACUAUUCAUAAUGAUCGUAGUGCUUUGCGGCACAACUAUCGCACAACUACCAUAUUAUCGGAGUCCUACAUAUAGACGGUGUCCGGUAAAUCAAGAGUGGAAUGAUUGUGGAUCGGCAUGUCCGCCAACUUGCGACGAGCCUGUGCAGAGUGCCUGCAUUGCGAUGUGCAAGAUAGGAUGCCAAUGCAGACGAGGAUUUCUGCUAAAUUCCUUUGGAAACUGUGUGCACCCUUCAUACUGCUAGAAAUUAACAAAUAAGUACUUACUAAAGGGAUGAAAAUUUUUUUAUGUCAACAAUAUUUUUAUAAAAAUUUCAACUAAAAAUCAUGGUUAUUGGUAUGCUAACAUUAACAUGUAUUAGAUGCAAUUUGACACAUUAUUAUAUAUUUACUGAUCAAUUAAAA